Messenger RNA from Metarhizium acridum CQMa 102, 1044 nucleotides. RefSeq lists its product as uncharacterized. The record is from RefSeq and is a predicted model, not a curated record. Lineage: Eukaryota; Fungi; Ascomycota; Sordariomycetes; Hypocreales; Clavicipitaceae. Gene Ontology annotation, cellular component: nucleus. Gene Ontology annotation, molecular function: ubiquitin protein ligase activity.
AUGUCACACAGUAAACGAAACACCUCUCGUGCCGUCUUUACUUCGCACGAGCGAGCUCUCGCCAAGGCCAAUUGGUCCUCCAGUUCCGCUCGCCUGAAUCGCGAUUCCUUUCUCCCCUUCGGAUCUUGUGGCCUUUGCUUAGAGGUUGCUCGUGACCCAGUUGCCUGCCGACUAGGUGACAUUUUUUGCCGCGAGUGCGCCUUGGCCAAUCUAUUGGCACAGAAGAAGGAGCUCAAGAGGGCCGAGAAAGCCCGUCGUGAGGCCCAGCACGAGGCGCUUCGUGCAAAGGCCGCCGACGAUGAUGAGGAUCAGAAAAGGGCCGUCCUUAAUUUUGAGCUGACCCAGGCUGGACUGACUGGCUCGAACAAGGGAGGCAUUCUUUCGAAUCAAGACAUCUCGUGGGAUCACGAAGCACAAUCCUCCCGUGCCGGUGCCAAGCGCAAGUUCACCCUUGAUGAAGAUGAGUUGAUUCGCAUAGCCAAAGAAGACAAGGCAAAAGCUAGGAAAGCUAUUGAAGAUGAACGGGCCGUCAAACCAUCACUUCCUUCAUUCUGGACACCGUCCCUCACGCCAGACGUCCAAGAUAGUAAGCUCCCUGCAGAAAACAAGGCAACCAGGACCACACCAACAUGUCCUGCAUCCACGGAAGACAAUCCCCACGCCAUCUCAAUGCAAAAGCUAGUCACUAUCCAGUUUCAAGAAGGCAGAGAUCAGUCCACAAAGGGCGGUCCAUGGACAUGCCCCUCAUGUCUCAAAACGCUAUCCAACUCCUCAAGCCCAGUCAUGGCUCAGCAAUGUGGCCAUGUUUUGUGCCUAAGCUGCGUCAAGAAGUUUCUAAUACCCGCAAGCAAGGAAGUUUCCGCACAAGAAGUACGGCUCAUGUGCUAUGUAUGUGAGACCCCUAUAGUCGGCAAGUCUGCAAAGCAUGAGCCAUCAACGGGCAAAUUGCCAGCUGGCUUGGUCUUGUUGAAGUCGGAGGGCACAGGGUUUUCCGCUCGAGGCUCCAACACCGUGGAGCGAUCUGGCGUUGCAUUUCAGUGUUGA